Coprinopsis cinerea okayama7#130 is the source of this 937-nucleotide messenger RNA. RefSeq names its product GTP-binding protein RAB5. The coding region runs from base 27 to 647 and encodes 206 amino acids. NCBI's taxonomy places the organism in Eukaryota, Fungi, Basidiomycota, Agaricomycetes, Agaricales, Psathyrellaceae. The record is from RefSeq and is a predicted model, not a curated record. Gene Ontology annotation, molecular function: GTP binding; GTPase activity. The transcript has 8 exons.
CUCCACCACCUCACAACCUCUUUACAAUGUCAAAGCAAUUUCAAUUCAAGCUCGUUCUUUUGGGUGAAUCUGCUGUGGGCAAGUCGAGUCUGGUACUCCGUUUCGUAAAGGAUCAGUUCGACGAUUAUAGAGAGAGUACAAUUGGCGCCGCCUUUCUAACACAGACAGUAACACUCGAUGAUCAGUCCACAGUCAAGUUUGAGAUCUGGGAUACCGCGGGUCAAGAACGUUACAAGUCCCUCGCCCCAAUGUACUACCGAAACGCCAAUUGCGCCGUAGUCGUUUAUGACAUCACCCAGUCCGCAUCGUUAGAGAAAGCCAGGACAUGGAUCCGAGAACUCCAACGCCAGGCUGAUCCUUCCAUAGUCAUCGCUCUCUGUGGCAACAAACUCGAUCUUGCCGCCCGACGCCAGGUUUCACAGGAAGAGGCUCAGAAGUAUGCCGAGGAAGAGGGUUUGAUGUGGGCAGAGACGAGUGCAAAGACAGGGGAGGGCGUUCAGGAAAUCUUCACUGCAAUCGCCAAGAAGCUACCGUUAACGGCACCACCCUCCGCAAGAGCCGGUGGGGCAGCGCGUACACCCCGAACAGGCGUCGACCUCAACAAGCAGCAGGCGGGCGAAGGCCAGCAAGAACCUUGCAACUGUUGAUCGUUUCCAUCUUCCAGUAGCCCCUUUGCUUUCUUGAUCUCUCGCCGUCCAUAUGCUACCCCCGCUAUUCGUCUCUUUCACCCACUGCGUCUUUCACUUGUUUUGAUUGUAUCGUAUCGUACUAUUUCAUUGUUAUUCCGUUUCGUGAUGUGGCCCUUUUGGACUCUCUUUUAGUUCAGACCUUCCUUUCCCCUCUCCACCAAGGUCUUAUCGACCUGACAACAGUUUGGUAGCAAUAUUUAUUAAUGCAAUGACUACAGACAGUGAUUGAAACGAUUCCAUGUUUAACG